Racocetra persica is the source of this 422-nucleotide messenger RNA. NCBI's taxonomy places the organism in Eukaryota, Fungi, Glomeromycota, Glomeromycetes, Diversisporales, Gigasporaceae. The record is from the annotation of a GenBank genome assembly.
GGUCAGAAGGAAUAAAGGACAAGAGUAUCAAGCUAUCUUCAGUAAUCCACAAUCUUCUUUCCCCAAAUCAUCAUCAUCUUCAAUUUAUUCAUUUUUAUCAAAUAAACCAUAUUUAUCUCAAAUAAUCAUAAGAGCUGGAUCUUAUAUUGACUCGAUUACGUUUAUUUGGUCUGAUAAUACAGCGGUAGUGAUAGGUGGGGAUGGAGGCAGUGAGCAUGAAUUUACAUUGGAUGAAGAUGAGGAAAUUGUAGGGCUGAAUGUUAGAUCCGGAUGGUAUAUUGAUGGAAUUGAAAUUAAAACUAAUAAAAAGAGUAGUGGAUGGAUUGGUGGACUUGGUGGUUCUAUGCAUUUUUUGCAGGUUCCUAAAGAUCACAAAAUGGUUGGAAUUUAUGGAAGUGGCAAAUCCUAUAUCAACUCCUUGG